Pogoniulus pusillus (Red-fronted tinkerbird) is the source of this 675-nucleotide messenger RNA. Its product is annotated as serum amyloid P-component-like. Bases 1 to 675 code for a protein of 224 amino acids. Gene Ontology annotation, biological process: innate immune response. Gene Ontology annotation, molecular function: complement component C1q complex binding. Lineage: Eukaryota; Metazoa; Chordata; Aves; Piciformes; Lybiidae. The record is from RefSeq and is a predicted model, not a curated record. The transcript has 2 exons.
AUGGCCCAUCUGCAGCUCUGGCUCGCUGUCCUCUCAGGGAUCGUGGCCCAGGAAGACCUCUACCGCAAGGUCUUUGUCUUCGGGAAGGACCCCAGCGACGCCUUCGUGCUGCUGGAGGCCAGGCUGGAGCAGCCCCUGCGCAACUUCACCGUCUGCCUGCGCUCCUACACCGACCUCGCCCGGCCCCACAGCCUCUUCUCCUACGCCACCAAGGCGCAGGACAAUGAGAUCCUCCUCUUCAAGCCCAAGCCCACCGAGUACCGCUUCUACGUCGGGGGCAAAUUCGUCACCUUCCGCGUCCCCGAGGGCCGCGGGGACUGGGAGCACGUCUGCGCCGGCUGGGAGUCGGCCACCGGCGUCGCCGAGUUCUGGCUCAACGGCAAGCCCUGGCCCCGCAAAGGGCUGCAGAGGGGCUACGCGGUGGGGGUGGAGGCAGCCAUCAUGCUGGGGCAGGAGCAGGACACCUUCGGGGGCGGCUUCGACUUCUACAACUCCUUCUCGGGGGAGCUGGCCGACGUCUACCUGUGGGACACGGCGCUGUCCCCGGACAAGAUGCGAGCUGCCUACCUGUCCCUGCGCCUGCCGCCCGCCCCCCUGGCGUGGAGGAGCCUCAGCUACCAAGUGAAGGGCGACGUAGUGGUGAAAGCUCGGCUGCGGGAGGCUCUGGCGCCGUGA